UCCAGACUUGGCCAAACGCUUCAAAAAAUACAAUCCCAAUGAAACAGUGUUGGAAACCACGGCACGUAUCGAAGCUGAAUUUGCUUUGCUUGUACAGCAGGCUCGAUCCACCGUGUCAUCCUCCGGCAGUUUGUCUGUUUCUUCUUCUUCCUCUUCCAUGAUUGCACCCACCUUGACCGUCGCAGCAGCGGCGGCGGCUGCCUCCAGCUUGAAUGGAUCGACCCACGAAGCGGCUUCCACGUCUAGCAAAACCCGUAAACUAUCAAAAUCCAACGUGCCGUCGUCCCAAUCUACUAUCGAUUGGUUUCACCAAUUUGACGAUCCUCACACCAUUGCACUCGAACCUCGCCUUGAUCACACCCACGUCCAACCUUGGCUCAAAAGAAUCGAAGAACAAAUCGUACAGCACAGCUCCGAUGAUCCCUCGGCUUCCAACGAAUGGCAAGCACAGUUAUCCAAAAUCUUGCUGGCUCGCAUUUAUUUUGAAUCAGGACAAUUUAAAAAGGCUUUGGAGGCGUUGCAGAACCUUGCAUUGAGAUUGGAAGAUGUGACCGCAGGAUACGGCAUGGUGUUACUGGUGCAAGCUCGAGCCAUCAAAGGCAUUUGUCUUGAGCAGCAGCAUGAUCCCAGUAGCGCCAUGGAAGCUUACGAGGCUGCAUGGGCCGUUGUCAAUGAUCAUCCCGACGAAAAGAUAUCCGAGUCCCUUUUAUAUUGGAUAGAGAUCAGCUUGUAUCGCGCCAUCCUUUUACGCUUACGCACGCCUUCAUAUGGCAUUGCUACCACGCUCAUGUUAUUGCGCGCUUACGCUCAACUGGUGGCGAUGCCUACCUGGAAAACGACCUGGCGCAUGUACAAGCCAUGGAUUAUCUUUAGAGCCUAUGCCCAAUUUUUAUAUACCGUGUGUGGAAACGAUACGUAUGUCGCACCAAAUAACCAUUUCAAACACAGCCCUCAAGGACGAUUGGUGACCUCGGCCGCCACGGAGCUCGCCUACAUGAUGCGACUCUUUAGGAACCAGCUCCUCAUCCUCGCACCUUAUCUGUCGCCCACAGCAUUAAAUGAGCAUGUCCUGGAAUUAGCCCAUCUGAUGGAUCAAUGUCACGAUAUGAUUGGUUGGGGUUCCGUGCUUGAACUUAAACGGAUACGACAGUAUCUUGAUAAAGUGCGAGAGUUGACGUUUAACAGUGUCUGUAUCGCCCGCCAAACCUUUUUUGUGCUCGUACGCUUGGGCCACCACGACGAAGCCAAGUUCGCCUUCCGCAGCUACAUGGAAUUGGUAGGCCUACCCGAUAUUGACCAGAUGGGUACUGUCUACUUUGAUAACAGUCAUAUGAAUGAAAAUACCGUUCUGGAAGCGGGUCCCUUGGCCAGCAAGAUUCUGAAAAAACUGACGACACUGGGACAAAUCGACACAGAUCAAGCUUCGGCCCGUGAACAGCCAUGGCAGACCGAGACGGCUCAUCAUGUGGUGGCUGUACUGCUGGCGGCCAUCCAGCACCUUUACGCUCAUGACGGAGGAGACGGAAAAAUGGCGGCGGUGUUGUCUGAAGUGACUCUGGCUUUGGGACAGAGUUGUGAGACUGACACAUCUCCUGAUCAUCAUGCCAUGGCUCAGUUGCAUCGUGUACGAGGUGUAUCCUAUGGACUUUUGGUAGCUCAGUGCGACCAUCCCGAUGACCGACCGCUGUAUCACUACGAAUCGGUGGCUUCCUUGAAACGAGCCACCGAGCUUUGUCCGGAUGGAUGGCAGAACUACUUUGAACUGGCGCGACAGCAAGCACGUAUGCGUGAUACGCAUGCCGCGUUCCUUUCGGUCUCUCGAGCUAUUGAACUUCAACCUGACCAUUUACCGAGCUGGCAUCUGUUUGCUCUGCUGUCGUCUUGUUCAAGAUACAAUCAAGUACCGCAAGCUCUGGAAAAGCUGGAAACCACCGAUCCCUCGGGUUUCUCAGCCACACUUCCCUUUCCAGCACUUGAUAGUAAAACCGCCGCUUUACUCCCGGUGGUUUCAUGGAUUUCUGAGGAACCGAACCUCUCCAAUCGAUUUGCUCUGGCUGAAGCCCAUCUUGGGUUGCGAAUGGCCAAACUCGUGUUUCUUCAACAGGUCAAAGGAGCCGAAGCGGUCCUGGAGCUGUAUAAAGACGUGUUUGCUCAGUACGCUUUGCUGUCGCAGCAACUGUUUGGGGACACCAUGCCGUUGUACGGUGACAUAGACGAACCGUCCACUCCCAGCGACUUCGAUGACAAGUAUCGUGCUUCGACCGAUCGUUUUUCAUUUACCAGUCGCCGUAAAUCAAAAACGACCGAGUCUUCGUUCGCAUCGUCCAACACCACCGCCGCCCGCUCGGGUCGAUCACGGUCGGUGUCUAUGGCGGAGCAGCAAAGUCACCGUCGUCGCCGUUCCAGCAGUGUGACUUCCGCUAUGAGGAGUCCCGACGAUUUGGCCCAACCGCGUCCGUCCGGUGACUCUUCCUUUGGAGAACGACCGAGUGUGACGCCCAUCACAGGCAAAGCGUCCUUGAGCGAGGUUGUCAAGAGCGAUCGAGCCCCAAGUUCUACGGAUACACUUUCCGAGCCGCGCAAAUCGUUCCGAAAGAAGAGCUUGCAUUUGAUGGAUAUCAGAGGCGCAAGACGUCAUCACAGUAGUCAUGGCAGCUCCAUCACUCAGGCACCCACGCCACCAGUGCCCGAAAGUCCCGGAAAGACGACGCAAGGACGUGCCCGACACGACUCCACGGUCACCGACCGAUCCACGACGAGUACUUCCUUGCAAUCGCUGUUGACCGCCUCCUUUUCAAUGGCGAGUAGACGAAGCAGUAGCAGCAGUAUGACCACGAGUAUGCAGAGUUACACCACGGCCACGAGUAUUGCUUUCCAUGCUCAAGAAAAGAAUCAGUAUUUACGCCGUCAGCGGCUCCGAUGGCAUCAGCUACUCGUUCGACUUUGGCUCAUGUCGACCUCGAGCUUCAUCAAAGCCGGUCGAUUCCCGGAAGCUAGCGCGGCGCUCUUGGAAGCUGAGCAACUAGGGUUGCAUGAUGCGGACGUGUGGCAUCAAUUGGGACGGUUGUGUCUUUGUGCACAGCAAGAUGCGGGGCAAACCAAGGAUGGGCUUACUGACACUGCCUUGGAAGCCUUCAAGAAAGCCUUGUCGCUUGACGGAAAUCACACUGAAACCCACGUGUCGAUGGCUUCCACCUACAUUGGACUAGGCGAAUGGGAACUGGCCGACGGUUUACUGGAUCGCACCAUCAAGGGGUUAGGAUGGGACCACGCUGAAGCUUGGUACCUGAUGGGAACCGUUGCACAGCAUUACAACGAUAUCGAACGUGCCAAGGAUUGCUUCUUAUACGCGCUCGAACUCUACGAAACUACCCCACUACAACCCUUCCAUCUCCUGCAACCUGCCCACUAAAUGACCUAUUUUUGUUUUCAAUUGUUCGCGUUAAAACCGGCGCAUGUCCGUGGCUCAUAUUUUUACCCUAGAAAUCAGUUUGCGCUUUGAACGUCUUUUUCGCGCUUGAGCGUCUCUUUGCGGAUUGUUCUGCGAAUUGUUUUCU
Molecule: messenger RNA, 3557 nt
Organism: Radiomyces spectabilis
Lineage: Eukaryota; Fungi; Mucoromycota; Mucoromycetes; Mucorales; Radiomycetaceae
Exons: 8
Coding region: 158-3412 (1084 amino acids)
Molecular function (GO): protein binding
Source: RefSeq, a predicted model, not a curated record